Molecule: messenger RNA, 3738 nt
Organism: Mesorhabditis spiculigera
Lineage: Eukaryota; Metazoa; Nematoda; Chromadorea; Rhabditida; Rhabditidae
Source: the annotation of a GenBank genome assembly
AUGAGCUCAACACUGCAAAGAAUUGAACCCCGGCCCCAACCGGACAAUGGGAUGCGCAGAGUUGUACCCGUCAAAAUCCUGCCUCGCCAAAGUAUGGUCCCAUCUUCCUACCUACCACCUGUCAUCUUCCGCAGUGCUUCUAGCCCCUCAGUUGCAGCCGUCCCGGCGAGGAGGCCCCAAAAUGAUGGAUCGUCCACCAUUUUUACCCAUCAACGGGGAGCCGGACAUCAGCUGUCAUUACAGAGGAUUGAUACAAACGCACAGCCGACGUUGCGUAAUCUGCUGAGAGUUCAGAUCCCGCCGCAAAAUGCUCGGAGUCAAUCGUCGUCGUUCGGGCCCUCGUCAGGCCCUCCCACGUCGUCGUCGUUCUCACUGGGCCCCUCCCAUCGUGUUUCCGCAUCGAUCGGAUUCCGCCGGGAUAUCCUGCGCCGGAAGAUCGAGCAGAGGCCCUCGAAGCAUCGGCUCGCCAAUCAGCAUAUUUUGCUUUCUGCAUCCAGUGCCGGCCCACUGGUGCAACAGAAGGCGCAUCAGCUGCGCAAGUGCGGCAUCGUCUCCAACCUCAACACCAAGCUGCAACAACGGCCCGGCCCGCUCGAACUCGUCAACAAACGCAUCUUACCUGCUGAUGACGUACUAGUGCAAGCGAUUCAAGACGGCCGGCUCCACUUCAAGCCGACGUUACCUCAACCGCAUUCCGCCCCGGCCCCGCAAUUCCAGUUUAACCCGAUUAAUCCAGACAUGGAAGUAGUAACUUUGUCACAUCCACCGGCCUCUCCUUCAAUAUCCAAAAUGGCUAUCGUCAAGAGCAAGAAGAAACCCACCACCCCAUACCAGAGCCCAAAUGACCAAAGACCGAAGGGAAAAUUGGCCAAGGAUCAACUUACCAACCCAGAGGAGGACAACUACCAGCUUCUGCUUGAGCAACAACAAAUAUUCCUCGAGUGGCAAGAGACCGGGGAGACGGAGCACGAGAAGAUGAUCAUGGCCAACUCCCAGCAUGAUGCUCACUAUUUCCAGGAAUCUGAAGUUGAGGUGCAGCCGGCUGAGCUGCAGCCCGAGCCUCAGAUGCCCGAAACCAUGUCCACGCUGACCGUGCCGACACCGGGUUUCCUGAACUUCCCCCCGAAGACGUUAUCGGAUUUGAAGGUUCAGGAUCUGAAGAAUGAAUGUAAAAAGCGAAACUUACCGGUAUCAGGUCCGAAACCACAGCUGGUCGAACGCCUUCGCCCUUACGAGCAAACCAUCAUCACCAGCGUGGUCAGCAGUCUGGGCACUGGGCCAUCAACACCACCGGUCUCUCCGAAAAAUGGGGAGGGAAAGCCGCACACGACAGGCAAACCCAAGGAGACGAUACACGAAUUCCUACAGAACAACGCGCCUUCAUUAUGCCAUGUCACACAACAGCGACCUCAGCAGCUAUUUACGAACGUGCAGAAGACAUCGGCUCCGGCGCCACCACCUCCCCAAGUCGUUCAGCUUGUCGACCAACACGGCAACGUCUUCGGCGUGGCCAAUGUGGUUGGAGGUGGUCGAAACGGGCAACCAGUCCAACUUGGCCCAGUCCAAGCCCAUUCAAACACCCCCGUCAACCUUCAUGUCCAGUCGACGUCGAGCUAUAACGCACCGACGCCACCACAGACACAAGGGGGACAGAUGCUGCCCUCAUUGCAUGAGAUCAAUGGCGAAAAAGCCCAUCAGCCGACAUUCCGUUUCGCACAGAUGGGAUCCGGGGGCCAGUUCACCAUCGUCCCCUCGAAUCAGCAUAGCCAGGACAACUCGGACUCUCACGUCAUGGUCACCCAAUCUCAGCCAACCCAGAUCCAAAUGAUGCCUAUGGCUACCAUAAGCCAGGUCCAGCCCUCCCAUUCCUUCAUCACAACGUCCGGAAUGAUUCCCUCGAACGUCACACUGGUGAAUGAAAACGGGGUUGCAGUUCAGUUUGUACAGUAUGACGAGCCCCAACAGCUUGUCCACCAGCCUACCGUGACCAGCAUGGUGCAGACGCCGACACAGAUGACAUACGUGAAUGGCGCAAUGACCCAAAUGAGUCAAAAUGACGGCAGCCCAGUGAGCGCAGAUUCCGGCACGACGUCACCGACGAUGGGCCCGCUCAGCGUUCACGAAGCCGUCCAGGCUUAUGCUCAAAUGCCGGCCAGUGCGUAUCAGCCUCCCCAAAUGUCGCCCACCGAUCAGCAGACGAUCACGAUUGACACGAAUGAUUCGUCUUCUCUCGCCUCCACCCUUCAAAUGCACGAAGAAAUGCUCAAAUUCCAACAAAAGAAAAUCGAAGAAAUGCGUGCAGAACUAAUUCGCUCUCAACAACAACUUCGAGCUCAGCAGUCUUUGAUAAUGGUAGCAAAAAAUCAACAGUUUGGUGAUGGAGGUCGACCAGCAAUGACCGACCACUAUCUGGCGCAACUGAAGAAUGCCCACCAGAUGCACAUGCAAAACCUGCACCUUCAGAAAGACCAAGAGGGACAGCUCCAACAACACGUCCAUGAGCAAAACUCACUUGUUGCAUGCGAGGCAAAGCUACAAGAAGAACUGCACGUCGAGCAGGCGGUGAAUGAUAUUGUCCGCCUGAUCAAGCAGGACGCGCGAACGGCUCUCCUCAUCGUGCAACUGUUGCGGAAGUAUCAAAUUGAGCGCCAGCAACAAGCCGAACAGGCCCAACUCCAACGAGCACAGCUGGCCAAGGCUGCGGUUUCGGUAGAACCCGUCCAGCAACAACCUACCCCGGCGAAGAAGAGCAAGUCGAAGGCAAGAGCCCAGCCAGCACCCCAGUUGCCUAUCGAUCGGGCUCACUCCGAAAACCCGAACCCCAACCAUCUCUCCCCAACAAAUAUCGGAUCUGUGCAGCAACGCCGUGCCAGUAACCCGGAGAUGAUGCGAAAUAAAGUCCCAGCCGAGGUGCAUACAAUCUCGGAUGAUGAAGUUACAGCCACCACCCCUAUCUCCCGACCAAAGACCAAAGCCAAGCGACCAACUAGCGGCCCGAAGAAGAACCUCAACAACGUCGACAUGGAGGAGAUCUUCAAGACUGUGCUUGAAGGCGCUUCAAAGAGGCUGAACCACGAGAAGGCGGAAAUUGAGGAGCCGAUGACCACCGGAUACGGCAACUCACCCCAAGAGACGGUGGCUGUCGAUGUGGCCUGCAAACAAUCAGUGCCUGGCCUCGCAGCCGAGACGACAUUCGGGGAAAGGAGCUGCGGGGCUGAUGCCAUGAACUUCAAAGUACCGCAACAACCUGUAGAUGUGCACAUGGAGGAGUGUUCGCAGGACGCGAGCUCGCAAUCCUAUAUGUCUGGCCCAUCGCCAAUAGGCUUCUCCCAGCAAGUGAAUGAGGCUUCAUCUCACCCUCCGUUCGGACACGGGAAUGAUUUUGAUGAUCUGAUGGAUGUGCUGCAGAAUGAUGGCCUCGACUUGUCGGCUAGUCAGAUGGUCGACUUUGGCUUGGACUAUGGGCAGGAGGAGCUGGCAAAGUUGAUUGGGGAUGAUUGGAUUGAUCAUGCUGAUCGCUCGCUGAGGCAUGACUCGCAGGGACUGCAUCAGGAACAGGGUGUGCAAUCGUGCGCCGCAGAAUGCCUGACAACAGACCCUCUACUCGGCGGGCGUCCCACCGACGGCUCUGGGAUGGACUGGCUGGACCAGAUGCUCCAAAACACCCCCAUCGACGAGCAGUUCGACUCAUUGCGUACCCCUUCCUAUUAUCAGCGCAAUGAGAUGGACGCCUCUUGC